Messenger RNA from Fusarium odoratissimum NRRL 54006, 2008 nucleotides. RefSeq lists its product as uncharacterized. Gene Ontology annotation, cellular component: fungal-type vacuole membrane. The record is from RefSeq and is a predicted model, not a curated record. Gene Ontology annotation, molecular function: iron ion transmembrane transporter activity; manganese ion transmembrane transporter activity. NCBI's taxonomy places the organism in Eukaryota, Fungi, Ascomycota, Sordariomycetes, Hypocreales, Nectriaceae. The coding region runs from base 99 to 875 and encodes 258 amino acids. The transcript is spliced from 4 exons. Gene Ontology annotation, biological process: intracellular manganese ion homeostasis.
UCAUAUGCCUCUUGAUUGACGUUCACGUGUCUCUGAACGCUGAUGGUCUUUAUAUCGGCUCCGAGCUUCAUAUUCCCGAAUCUAGUCUGACUUGACCCAUGCAGAUUCAUUUUUUUCUCAUAUAUAACACACUAAAUCAAACCAUGCAAAGCACUGAGACUGACCGACAUCGGCUUGAGAGGUAUACGACACAGAGUGGCCUAACUCGUGAUGCCAUCAUCGGUCUUGCAGAUGGACUGACGGUACCCUUCGCAUUGACAGCUGGAUUAUCCUCAAUUGGAUCGAGCAAGCUUGUCAUUCUUGGUGGGAUGGCCGAACUGUUUGCUGGGUCCAUCAGUAUGGGACUGGGGGCUUAUCUAGCCACAAUCACUGAUGCCCAUCACUUUGAAGUAGAGGAAGCACGCGAGCAGCGCCAAGUCACUCAAACUCCACACCUAGAAGGCGAACUGCUGGUGAAUCUCUUCCAAAGAUAUGGUAUUACCUACUGGGAAAUAUCACCCAUCAUCGAAAAUUUCCGGAGAAACCCACAGUCUUGGGUCAAAUUUAUGAUGGACUUCGAACUCAAACUUGAACGCCCCCGCUGGUCUCGACCCUGGGUUUCUGCUCUCACAAUGGGGCUAUCUUACUUUAUAGGGGGACUUAUUCCCAUGGUCCCUAACUUUACUACGAAUCAUAUCAACACUGCGCUGUUUGCUUCAAUCGGAGUCACAUGUGUUAUGUUGUGUAUAUUUGGUUAUGGGAAAGCUAUCAUUACUGGGCUUAGCCGUCGCUCUGCCGUUUAUGGGUCACUAGAAAUGCUUCUUGUAGGGGCUAUUGCUGCGGGCGCUAGCUAUGGUAUUGUAAAACUUGUAAAUACUAAUCUGGACUACACAUAACAAGUUCUUAGGGGCCUAAAGGCCGUUGUAAACAGGGCAAUCUUAAAGAAUUACUCAAAAACUGAAGAAAUUGUGUAUUUUCAAGGCAUCAGGGAGAUAAAGGACCGAAUUAUGUUAUAGACAUCCAAAUAAGCCUCCUAAGAAAGUCAAAAUGAUAAUACAAGACGAAAUCAGUUAAGGUUCAAGCACGCCUCCAUACUCGAUGGUCUCGCGGUUUGAUUCAAUCGAUAUGGAUGCGACGAGAUUCGUGCUUCUUGACCUUGGGGACAAUGAUAGUCAGAAUCCCGUCUUCAAAGCUGGCACUGACACCAUCCUGAUCUACAUGAGAUGGGAAGGUGAAGGUGCGGGAGAACUCGCCGAUGCUGCGCUCAGCAAGCCAGUAUUUGGUCUUUUCGUCGUGUUUGUCGUCCUUAUGUGGCUGUUGAGGCUGGGAUUUGCUCGGCUCGGCUCCUUCGCCUUUAAGAGCUCCAUGCGCAGAUGGGCCUUCGACAAACCCCGCAGGAGGGUUUCCCGAGGUGUAGUUCCGCUCGGACUUUCCACGGAUGACCAUUGUUUGUGGCUCAGUAAACUCGAGGUGUACCUCCUUUUUUUUCAUACCAGCAAGCUCCCCAUGGAGCUCGUAAGCCCGAGGCGUCUCGCAGAUAUCAAACUUGGGCUGCCAGUGGAUCAUUCCAGCGUGAUGGGUAUUCUGAUCUCUUCGGGAGUACGUGUCGUAAUCUUCGAGAAGUCGGAAGAUUGGGUUAAAGGGAGAGUCAGAAUUGUAAAGGCUGCGAGGGAAAAGAGCCAUUGUGCGUGCUUUGCUGGCAAUGGAAGAUGGAAAGACGUGUUUGUUAAUAAGUAAACCGCCUAUUGAUUUGCGUGCUUGUUGAGAAACUAGUGAUCUGCAGGAAUACAUAGGAAGUCGAUUGUAGGCUCGUUAUUCUGGAGGUCAGCUGCUUAGGGUAUAUAUAGUAAUAAAGAAGGCAGAUUAUUUAUAUCUGGCUGGCAUGAUUCUGUGUGUCAUUACAGGAAGGAUUUCCUCAUUGUCAAUCUGCUGUAAACUCAGCAUGAUUCGGCAUGAUCUGAUGCAAUGACUGACGUGAAGAGUGCCCUCUGACUGCAGGGCCAGUAAUACCCAUGCGGGAGCAGUAGUG